CAACAGUAUUCAGGAGCUGCCAAACCAUUUACCAAUUUCUUGACUCGGACUCGCGAAACGAUAUUUUCUUUGUCCUAGGUUGGAUUUCGCGAUCUCCCGUGUCUGCGGCUACUUUCAGAAUGGGUGCUGACGACAGCACUGAGAGCCGCAAGCGCAGUCGUGCCACACCAGCGAAACCAGACCAUAGUGUCCCAUCGAGCUUCAAGAAACGGAAGCUAGACGCCAAUGGCAACCCUAUUGUCGCCUCCUCUCCGACAACACCCAAGACUACUUCCGGAGCCAAUUCUUCUGCUGCAAAGAAGUCCGCUCGGAAUAAAAUCACAUCUUCGCCCGUCUCGGCCUACGAUGUGCCAGACUCCCCCGAAGACAACCCGCCACGGCGAAUCCGCAACGUCAGGAGCGUUGACCGACCGACUGCCAAGGUUCCGAUCCCGCCUCGCCGCAAUGUCAACGAUGACAUUUACGAUAUUCCCCUCUCCGACGACGAGUUACAUUCGAGCCCGAAGGAGGUGAAUUCGCAGAGGACAAACCCUACGAAGAGAAAGAGCAGCCUCGUGGUCGUUGAAGAUGUGGGCGAGGUCAACGGAGGGGAGACAGUCGAGAAGCCCUUUCCUCGGAAAGGCAAGAUCAACAAAGUGAUGGGCCAGGAUGAGAAGGUUGCUUCGACGGAAGAGUCAUCCUCGCAGAUACGAGCCAGCGGACGACGCAGAACUCUGACUGCGAAAGCCCUUGAGCAUGUGGAAAAGGUUGCGAGCCGCUCUGCUACUCCGACUUCUCACGCGAGAUCUUCCGCCGCAGUGGAUGAAGUCCCGAAAUCCAAGAAGACCACGGGGAAGGUGAAUCGCAAUGUGUCUAUGCCACUAAAAGGCAUCUUGACGCCGUCCAAGCGGGACGGUACGCCGAGAAGAAGUAAGAGCGUAGCCUUCGACUCCACGAGCGCUUUGGCUCAAGAGGAGGUGUUCUUCGAAGAUCUCCCGACCAAGUCGGCGACCAAGUCUGGGAGAAGCCGGAAAUCAUCACAAAAAGUGGUCGAAGCUAAAACAAUAGUGGCGAAGACCGCGAAGUCACGGAAAGUGCCCCCAAAAGUCAUUGAUGAGGAGCCACAGGAGGAGGAAGAGGCGGAAUCAGAAGUUGAGCCACAAGAAGCAGAAGAACCGGUAGCAGAAGCGUCAGAGGGAGAAGAAGAGGAAGAAGAAGAGGAAGACGAGGACGUUUGUUCGAUAUGCACAAAGCCCGAUUCCAAGCCUGGAAACAGAAUCCUGUUCUGUGAUGGCUGCGAUAAGGCGUUCCAUCAGAAAUGCUACAAGGUCCCAAAGGUUCCCCGGGGAGACUGGUUCUGCAACGACUGUGUAGGGCAGAAGCAGUCGCGCGCGGUGGCCGCAGAUGAGGCGGUGAAGACUCCCAAUUUCGCGCAACAUCUGAGCAAUCUGCAAAGAGUGCUAUUAGACCGGUGUACGGGUCGCCGUCGUAUCAAGCUGAUUGACCAGGAUGAUGCCUACGACAAGGCGCAUCAGCUGGUAGAGCAGACGGUACUGGCUGGGGAGGGCAAUUCCAUGCUCGUAAUAGGGGCUCGGGGUUGCGGCAAGACCAUGCUCAUCGAGAGCAUAGUCGACGACCUGUCUUUGCAGCAUAAGAAGGAAUUCCACGUUGUAAGACUAAACGGGUUCAUUCACACCGACGACAAGCUCGCUCUCAAGGAGAUUUGGCGGCAACUGGGCAAAGAGAUGGAGGCGGAGGACGAGGCCAACGCUCGGUCAAAUUAUGCCGAUACAAUGGCUUCGCUACUUGCGCUGCUAUCUCACCCGUCAGAAAUGGCACAGGCGGAGGAGGGCGUGACCUCGCAAGCAGUUGUCUUCGUCAUUGAUGAGUUUGACAUGUUUGCAGCACAUCCCCGCCAAACGCUGCUUUACAAUCUGUUUGAUAUUGCACAGGCAAGAAAAGCCCCUAUUGCAGUGCUGGGUUGCACGACUCGGAUGGACGUAGUAGAAACGCUGGAAAAGCGCGUCAAGAGUCGUUUCGGCCACCGCUACGUCUACUUGUCUCUCCCAAAGAGUUUGCCUGCGUACUGGAAAGUAUGCAAGCAGGGCCUCUGCGUGGACGACGAGGACAUGGACGUUGAGGGCAUCGACGUCAGUGUGGACGGGCACGAAGCUUUCCACGCAAAUUGGAAGGCUAUGAUUGAGGUUCUAUACAAAGAAAAGGCAUUCCAAAGUCUUUUGCAAUACCACUACGCGACAACGAAAUCCGUCUCGGCGUUCCUAUCAGCGUGUAUUCUUCCCCUUUCCGCGCUCUCGCCUACAUCGCUAGACCUCGUCAUCCCACCAACGCCAAGCGGUGCAGUCGUCUCCCUCACACCGCCAAACUCCAAGCUUCACCUUUUAUCGUCGCUCUCGGAGCUUGACCUGGGCCUUCUCAUCGCAGCAGCGCGACUCGACAUUGUCGCACACACGGACACGGUCAACUUUGCGAUGGCGUACGACGAGUACGGCUCGCUGAUGGGUCGGCAGCGCGUGCAGUCGGCCAGUUCGGGCCUGCUGGCCCUGGGCGGCGGCGUGCGGGUGUGGGGCCGCGGUGUGGCUGGUCUUGCGUGGGAGAGGCUCGUUGCCCUGGGGCUGCUGGUGCCGGCGGGUCUCGGGACGGGUCGGGCUUCGGGGUACGGCGGGUUGGAGGGGAAGAUGUGGAAGGUGGAUAUGGCGCUGGAGGAGAUUCCGGCGGGGUUGAAGUUGAAUAACGUGUUGGCGCGGUGGUGUAAGGAGAUUUGA
Messenger RNA from Colletotrichum phormii, 2762 nucleotides. Its product is annotated as origin recognition complex subunit 4. The coding region runs from base 120 to 2762 and encodes 880 amino acids. The transcript has 4 exons. Gene Ontology annotation, cellular component: nucleus; nuclear origin of replication recognition complex. Gene Ontology annotation, biological process: DNA replication initiation; DNA replication. The record is from RefSeq and is a predicted model, not a curated record. Gene Ontology annotation, molecular function: DNA replication origin binding; ATP hydrolysis activity. Lineage: Eukaryota; Fungi; Ascomycota; Sordariomycetes; Glomerellales; Glomerellaceae.